CGACCAGGAGAGGGCGCUCUGCAUGAAUGGUUUGGCGUACUAUUGAAAGCUAGCCAGGUAACAGUGUUGCUGCAAAUAGGUAAAAGUCUCUCUCACGGGAGUUAUUUUGGAAUUAUUAAGAAAUACGGUGUCAUUAAAAUGCCUGAGCCUACAGAUAUCAACAGUCCUGAGGCAGCACAGACACCUGGAGGCAGCAGUGGUCAUGGGAAAGAAGACAGUGUGGUGAAUGGGCACAAGGAAGGCGAGCCGAACCCCUUUGCGGAGUACAUGUGGAUGGAGAACGAGGAGGAGUACAACAGACAGGUGGAGGAGGAGCUUUUGGAGCAGGAGUUCCUGGAACGCUGCUUUCAGGAAAUGUUGGAGGAGGAGGAUCAGGAUUGGUUUAUUCCUGCAAGGGACCUUCCCCUCGGGGUAGGGCAGAUUCAGCAGCAGUUCAGUGGGCUGUCAGUCAGCGAUGGAAGCACUGAAGACAUUGUACGCAAGAGCAGUUUGAACCCAGAGGCGAAGGAGUUUGUGCCAGGAGUGAAAUACUAGGGACCUACCAAAUACAGGCUACUUCAGAGAGACUCUAUGCGACCACUGAUGGUCAGAGGUCAUCCCCCACCCAUGCCACCAUUAAAAGUGGUGCAUGAGUGUAGGGUUGAGGGGGUGUGACUCAUGGGUGGGGGGUGUUUUGAUGCUCUUCUAUAAGCUUUUUAUUUUCGUCUGUCUUCAUGUGUAACCUGGGAAGAGUGUUGGGUGGGCAGGGUAAUCAGUCUAUGCUACACGCGGACCGCUUCGGAUUGUGACUAGCUAUCCAGGAACUUCUGUUAUCUGAGAGAGACAAUUGUGUGAUUUCCACUAUUGUGAUAGUGAAGAGUCUCAGUGUCUCCCUGGACUGUGACAAUUGUUUUCUUGUUUUUUUUUUCUUGUUGUCCGUUUGUUUUUCUCUAUUUGAUUCGAGUUUAAUGGGGAGGAGAGUGUCAUAAGUGGGGGGGGGGGGGUGAGGAACGACUGACGUACCAAAAUGGAGCAUUGGCAGGUGGACCAGUUCAAAAAUGUUUUAAGCUGGUGGCAGCUGACUACCUUUGAUAGAUUUCCACAGUUUUCUUUCCCCCUUCAGUUGACGUCCUGUCACUGUGCGACUUGCAUUAUCAAAAUGAAGAAAAAAGUAUAAUUGAAUAAAAAGAGCAGGUUCCCUCUUGGAUGUUUUGUCUUAAUGUUUGAGUCACACAGCCCUGCAAGUACUCUGUGCUGUCUUUACAUUGCUUUUCCUCAUAAUAUCCCUGAGUAUUAUUCUAACGAAUUGUUUAUGGCCUGAAUUAUCAGACCGGAACAAGUACCAAGGAAACUGUUGUGUUUAGUCAGGGUGAUAUUAGUAUAUUAUGAAUUCAGGACUACCAGCUGUAUGUUUUUGCUUUUGUCUUAUGGUUUCGUAAGAUUAAAUGAUUCUUAUGCUGUUUCAAAAGUACAGUGAGUAGCACUGUUUGGUCCAAAAACUAUUACUGUAGUGAGUGCAAUGAGAUGUGAAAUGUUUGUCAUUCAUGAAAUUUCUCAUUUGGUCAGAUGAAACGUGCAGGUUGCUUCCAGUUCUGGAAAAAAAUGUGAUUUAUAUGCAAAAUAUAACAGAUAUAAACUUUUGAACUGACGUUUUAAAUA
This is a messenger RNA of Electrophorus electricus (electric eel), 1638 nucleotides long. RefSeq names its product poly(A) binding protein interacting protein 2B (gene paip2b). Gene Ontology annotation, cellular component: cytoplasm. The record is from RefSeq and is a predicted model, not a curated record. Lineage: Eukaryota; Metazoa; Chordata; Actinopteri; Gymnotiformes; Gymnotidae. Gene Ontology annotation, biological process: negative regulation of translational initiation. Gene Ontology annotation, molecular function: mRNA regulatory element binding translation repressor activity.